AUGGAGAGUAAAGUCAUUGUUAUAAGUCAUGGAUCGCAUUCACUUCGAAUAGGUUUGGCAUCUGACCCAUUCCCUAAAUCAAUCAAUAAUUUUAUUGCCAAGAGAAUUAAACCACUACCAAAGAUAUCUAUAAAACCAACGCCAUUACCAACAAUAUUACCAACAACAUUACCAACAACAACAACAACAACAACAGAAACACCAAUACCAACAUUGACCGAAACUGUCACAGCCACAACAACAACAACAAUAACAACAACUACUGAUUCCUCUACAUUAAAUGAUACCACUAUAUCUACUACUACUCCUAUUACCACCACUCAAGAAACAAACAAUGCUAACGAACAACAACAACAACAACAACAUCAACAACAGCCUGAAUUAGUACCAAUGGAAAUCGAUUCCAACAACACAGCAGCAUCAAAAGAGACAGAAACUAAAGAAUUAAAUUUAACAAACUCUGUUGAAAGUAAUGAUAAUAAUAAUAUUAGUAAUAAUAAUAAUAAUAACAAUAGUAGUGGUAUUGCUACCACUAUAGAAUCUUCAAUAAAAGAAAUAAAGCAAGAGCAACAGCCAGAAAUAAAACCAGAACAACAAGAAGAACAAUCAAAACUACAAGAUGAUAAAAUUGAUAUUGUAAUGGAAGAUUCAAAAGAUAAUAAUAAUAAUAAUAAUAAUAAUAAUAAUAAUAAUAAAGAUGAUAAAGAUAAUGAAAAAGAGAAAGAACAAGAAAAAGAAAAAGAAAAACAAAAUGAUAUAAAUAUACCUUCUUUAUUGCCUGUCUUGAGUGGAAGACAUCUAGAAAGUAAAUUAACAGCAUUAAAAUCAGUACAACAAACAAUCAAAGAAACAUAUAAAUCAUAUCCACAAUUCGUUGGUGAUUCAACCUAUAAAUUACCAAAACAAUCAACUAUUUAUAAUGAAUCAAAUUCAGUGGUAAUAGAAAACGUUGAACCCGUUAGAAAGAAGAAAAAGAGAAAGCAGAAACAGCAACAGCAACAACAACAACUACAAACAGAUCAAGCCAAUGACACAGGUUACAAUGCUAAACGUGAGAUUGAACCGAUCGAUCUCGAUAGAGUUGACUAUUGUAUCGGUGAGGAUGCUAUACUCGCAAGCAGAGACACUGACAACUGGAUAUGCUAUCAACCACUACUCUCACCGACAACCUUCAAUCCUCAAUCGUCUUCACUCACCCCUAUACUCGACGAUCUCGUUCAAAUGUGGAGAUAUUCAAUUCAAAGAUAUCUUAACAUAAAUCCAUCCGAUUUAAACUCCUAUGGAUGUGUAUAUAUAAUUCCAGACUUUUUAGAUAAAAAACAAAUCAAAGAGAUUACCAACUUACUUUUGAGAGAACUACCAUUUACAAGUGCAUUACUAUAUCAUGAAUCUAUAUGUUCGUUGUUUGGUGCAUCUAUUGGUACUGCAUGUGUAAUCGAUGUUGGACAUCAGAGAGUUAGUAUAUCGUGUGUCGACGAAGGAUAUAUGAUUCCACAGUCUAGAGUGUCUCUAAGAUAUGGUGGAUCCAACAUUACUCAACUACUAGCAUGGUUACUCUACAAACAAGACACAGAGUGUAAUUCUUCACAUCAAAAUGGUACCACCAACACCACCACCACCAAUAAUCAUAUCAAUGGAAAUGAUAAAGAUCAAACAACAUCUUCAUCUUCAACUUCUGCAACCUCCAAUGUGAAACCAAUUCAUAAAUAUUACUUCCCACUAAAGAGAACCAAUCUCGAUAUUGCCUAUGACUUUAAUCAAAUUGAAACCAUAAAGAAUGAAUGUAUAAAUUUAAAUUUAAAUGAUGAUAAUAGGAUAAAGCAUGAAAAAUUAAAGGUUGCGAACGUACCGACCAGACAACAGAAUACUAUCUAUCAAUUCAAUGGAGACGAUGUGUUUAAGGUUGUGGGCAUGUCUAUGUUCUAUCCGGAUAGUCUGUCGCCAAUGAGACGUGCACCAUCAAAGAUGACGGAUUUCGAAGAGCUCUACGAUGCCGAUCGCAAAGAGGACGGUGCACACGAUCGUAAUUUGACGUUGGCUCUCGACCAGGCGAUCUACAAGUCCAUCAAGAACUCGGGUGACCGCAUUGAAUUCCGUAAGCGCUUCUACUCGAACCUGUUGAUUGUGGGUGGCGGUGCUUCGCGUGUGCCCGGCCUUCAAGCGGUACUCAAACAACGGCUGGCCAAACUGCUCUCCACCGAAGAAACCAACGCCGGAAUCACACUUGCCUUCUCUGCCAACACCAGACAAGACGUGGAUGAGCGUAACAUGUCCUGGAAGGGUGGAGCCAUCCUCGGUUGUCUCGAGAGUUCCAAAGAGAUUUGGAUCACCAGACAAGAAUGGAAAGAAGGUUUGAACUCUUCCAUCUUAAGAGAAAAGUUAUCAUAUUAG
Messenger RNA from Heterostelium album PN500, 2391 nucleotides. RefSeq names its product actin related protein 8 (gene arpG). NCBI's taxonomy places the organism in Eukaryota, Evosea, Eumycetozoa, Acytosteliales, Acytosteliaceae. The record is from RefSeq and is a predicted model, not a curated record. The transcript is spliced from 5 exons. Gene Ontology annotation, cellular component: Ino80 complex. Gene Ontology annotation, biological process: regulation of DNA-templated transcription; double-strand break repair. The coding region runs from base 1 to 2391 and encodes 796 amino acids.